This is a messenger RNA of Caenorhabditis angaria, 1604 nucleotides long. The record is from the annotation of a GenBank genome assembly. NCBI's taxonomy places the organism in Eukaryota, Metazoa, Nematoda, Chromadorea, Rhabditida, Rhabditidae.
AUGAAAGAGAAAAAAGAAAAAGAAGAAAACGAUAAAAUUAUGACCAUCUAUUUUAUUUUCAUGUUAUUGAUAGUUGUAUUAUCACCGCAAUCAAUAUUUCCAGAGCAACUUUCAAGGUGGGAACUAAAUAUUUUUUUAAUCAAAGAAUGUUUCGCAGAUUAUUAAUGAGUUUGUUCACGGCUGUAUUUUGCUAUCACUGUUCAGAAUUAGAAAAUUCAAUUUUUGUUUCAAAACCUUUGGUUUUUCUCGGAGAUUUGUCAUACGUCAUAUAUCUCAUUCACUGGCCAAUUAUCACGGUCAUUAGAUACACUAAUUUGAAAGAUGUUGAAAGUUUGGAUGUCUCAGGUUAGUAUCAUCGAAUUUUCCACAUAAUUAGUUCAAUUUUAUUCUAGAAACCAUUUUUAUCCUCUUCUUAACAUUUUCAAUCACAUAUUUUCUUCAUAAUAGUCUAGAGGUCUGUUUUUUCAAACUUCAACAAAAAAGGCUAAAUUUUGUUUCAGAAAAAGUUUAUCUCAUGGACUUUCUCGACAUCUCUGAUUGUUAUUUUUAUAUUUUCUGGUUUAUCUUAUUUUUCACUCGAUAUUUUGAAAGAUCAAGAAUCAAUAUAUUCUUUAUUACAACCUGAAGAGCUUCAAAAACAAAUAAUUUUGAAUACCAAAACAGAACAUCUUGUUAAAUAUGUGCACAAUCUUCCAUGUAUUUAUGAAGAUGAUCCAGCUAACUCAAUUAUUGAACAAACUUCAUGCUUGCACGUGAGUUCAUAUUUUGAAUUGCUUACUUUCAGAAAUAGAUUUCAGAAUUCCACUGGUUUUGGGAAGAUUUUAGUGAUAGGAAAUAGUUUAGCAAUACGUGCUUUUCCUUCAAUUUUUGAAUUUUUGAACGGAAACUAUUCCCAGUUGAGAUUAUAUGCAAGAACAUCUUCAGCACCAUUAUCUGAUGCGAAUCCAGCUUAUACAAAUGAUAGUAUUCGUGUAACAAAACAAAUGAAACCUGAUUUGUUAUGGAUUAUUCAAGGAAUGAAGUUAGUACAGAAAGUUAUUCAAUUUUUUCAAAAAGUAUUUGUUUUUUCAGUGAAAUUGUGUUUUCUCAUUCAAGUUAUAAAGCAAGAAUGACGGACAAAAUACUGGAUAAAACGACACAAAGAGUUUUGGAUAAAUUGAAAAACAAUGCAAGAAUAGUUGCAAUUGAUUUACCUUAUUACAUAUCGCGUGAUAAUACAAGUAGUAUUCUAGCGAGAAAAUUGUUGUACGGACAUGAAUAUGAGCAAUCUAGUAUUGUAAAGGCAGCUGUCAGUUGAUUUUGAGAAAAAAACUACGAACUAGAUAGAUACGUUUUUUUAGGUAGUAUCUAAUCAAAUUGUUGGUCAAACACACCGAUUAUUGAAUCUUAAAUGCUCGAAUUGUUAUUUUACUCCAGUUCAGGAGUCUAUAAUGCAAAAUCGCACCGACUUUAUAAAAUAUGAUCUUGAAACAAAGGCAGCCAUUAUUCACGAUGGAUCGCAUUUAUCAAGAAUCACGCAUCGAAAAUUUUUAUAUCCGAGUUAUAUGGAACAUAUAAGGCGUUUCUAUUCGUUGUUUCAACUUGAAAAGCAGCAGAAACCAUGA